AUGUCGUUCGAGCCGAAGUACAAGGUCGAGCUUGACCCUCCAAAGGACGAUGUCAUCAGUUUGGACUAUCUCAGCAGAUGCGAUGGCACACAUGAAGAUCAUCCAACAUAUGUUGCCAUAAAGGGCACAGUCUUUGAUGUCACUGGCAACAAGGCUUAUAGUCCUGGUGGCUCGUAUAAAGUAUUCGCAGGCCGGGACGCAAGUAGAGCACUCGCACAGUCAUCACUUAAGGAAGAAGAGUGCCGGCCGGACUGGGAGGACCUCUCGGACGACAACAAGAAAGUGCUGAACGACUGGUACACUUUCUUCAGCAAACGUUACAACGUGAAGGGCAAGGUGGAAGGCGCUACCAACCAAUAG
Molecule: messenger RNA, 360 nt
Organism: Recurvomyces mirabilis
Lineage: Eukaryota; Fungi; Ascomycota; Dothideomycetes; Mycosphaerellales; Teratosphaeriaceae
Exons: 4
Coding region: 1-360 (119 amino acids)
Cellular component (GO): endoplasmic reticulum; endomembrane system; membrane
Source: RefSeq, a predicted model, not a curated record